AUGGGUAAGAAUAAAAAAAGAAAAAAUUCCACAGAUAUAAAUUUAUGUGAUAAUAAUAUUGGGGUUAAUAAAGAAAAAGAUAACGCUUUGAAUUUUAAUGAUAUAGAUAAAAUUAUAGAAAAAGGUGAUAUGGAAAAUAUGAAUUCUUUGGAUAGGAAUAAAGAAGGAAUGGAAGAAAAUAAUAAUAACAAAGAGAAAAGUGUCAUAAAUGGUUUAAAAAAUAAUAAUAUGAAUAAUAAAAUAGUAGAAGAAAAUGAAGAUGAAAUAUCUGUAAGUGAUGACAAUAGUUCAAGUAGUGAUGAAGAUCAUGAGGGAUUAUUGCUAACAUCGAAAUUUAAAAAAAAGUUUAGUAAUUUAUUAUUAAAAUUAAAAAGUAAGGAUUCAAAUUUAUUAGAUAAAAAUAAUGAUAAUUUUUUUCAUGACAGUGAUUUUGAAACGGAAUUAUCAAGUAAUGAGGAAUCCAAAGAAGAUGAAAACCAGGAUGAAAGGAAAAAAAAAAAAAUGAAAUUACAUCAUAAUGUUGACGAUGAUGAUGAUCAUAAUGAUGACGACAACAAUAAGGAUGACAAAAAAAAAGAACGUGAUAUGUUGAAUUAUUCAGAAUAUUACAAAGAUAUUUUAUUAAAAGAAGGGUCUCAAGCUUUUGAAAAAGAAGAAGAAGAAUUAUUGAAUAAGGAAAAGGAAUUAAAUUCAAAAAAAAAUAAAAAGACAUAUUUGGAUGAACAAGAAGAAUUAAAAAAACAAAUACAAGAAGCAUGCAAAAUUGCGGAUGAAGAAAAUGAUAAUAUAUGUGAUGAUAACUUCUUUACCAUAAAAGAGAAAAGUGAACAGGAAUUAUUAGAAGAAAAAAAAUACUAUGAAACAUUUUUGAAGACUUCUAAUAUGAUGAAAGAAGAAAAUAAUUUAUUAAAAGAAUAUUGGAAAGAUAAUUUAACUAAAGAUGAAGAAUUUUUAAGAGAUUAUAUUUUAAAAGAAAUGUGGAGAGAAGAUAAGGUUCAAAACCUUUAUGAAGAAAUAGAUGAAAUUGAUGAUGAAGAAUUAGAAAAAGCAGAAAAUUUUGAAAGGACAUAUAAUUUUAGAUAUGAAGAGCAAAAUGGAAAUAUGAUUAAUUCUAUACCUCGUAAAAUAGAAAGUAGCGUAAGACAAGAUAUUAAGAAAAAAAAAAAAAAAGAAAAAAGAAGAGAAAAAAAGAAAAAACUAAAAGAAAAGAAAAAGAAAUUACUUUUAGAAAAUUUGAAAAACGAUCAAAAAGAAGUAGAAAAAAAUAAAAAGUCAAACAAGAUAAAUAAUGAUGUAAAUAAUAUGAAUGGUAUUAAAAAUAAUGAGCAAAAUAAAAAAAAUUCAAAUAAAUAUAAUUUUGAUGAAGAGGAUUUAUGGUUUUUAUGUGAUUUAUGUAAUAUUCCUAUAAGUCCAUUAUGUUAUGUGUAUGAAUGUAGCAUAUGUGAUAAUUUUGCUUUGUGUAAAAAAUGUUAUAAAAAAAAUAAGCAUGAACAUAAUUUAAAAAAAAUAUUAGUACCCAGACAUUGCAUACCACCAAAGGAUUAUGCAAAUGAAGGAUUGUUACCAUUAGAUGGAAAUAUUAUGAGUAAUAAUAAUAAUAAAUAUGAUGACAAUUUAAUGGAAUACCUAGAAAAUGAUUCAAGUGCAUAUGAAGAUUUAAUUGAUGAUAUGCCCAUUAGAUUUAAAUAUAUCAAAGUGAAACCUAGAUCAUUUAAAUUAUCCACUGAUUAUAUUUUGAAUACUGAUGAUUCAACAUUAAAUAAAGUUGUUCCUUUAAAAAAGGUUUUACCCUAUUAUGAAACUAAGAAAAAAUUAGUAGAUACAUCAAAAGUUUAA
Molecule: messenger RNA, 1836 nt
Organism: Plasmodium adleri (nom. inval.)
Lineage: Eukaryota; Apicomplexa; Aconoidasida; Haemosporida; Plasmodiidae
Product: protein KRI1, putative
Exons: 1
Coding region: 1-1836 (611 amino acids)
Biological process (GO): endonucleolytic cleavage in ITS1 to separate SSU-rRNA from 5.8S rRNA and LSU-rRNA from tricistronic rRNA transcript (SSU-rRNA, 5.8S rRNA, LSU-rRNA)
Cellular component (GO): 90S preribosome; nucleolus
Source: RefSeq, a predicted model, not a curated record